AUGGCUGACGCUACUCGUGGUCGUGGAGGAUUCGGUUCGCGCGGCGACCGUGGUGGUGACCGGGCUCGCGGCCGUGGUCGUCGUGGCCGUCGCGGCGGCGCAAAGAGCGAGGAGAAGGAAUGGCAGCCCGUCACGAAGCUGGGCCGUCUGGUGAAGGCUGGAAAGAUCCAGAGCAUUGAGCAGAUCUACCUGCACUCUCUGCCCAUCAAGGAGUACCAGAUUGUCGACUGGUUCCUGCCCAAGCUCAAGGAUGAGGUCAUGAAGAUCAAACCCGUGCAGAAGCAGACCCGUGCCGGUCAGCGUACCCGUUUCAAGGCCAUCGUUGUUAUUGGUGACGGUGAGGGCCACGUCGGUCUCGGAAUCAAGACCUCCAAGGAAGUCGCGACUGCUAUCCGCGCCGCCAUUAUCAUUGCCAAGCUCAGCGUUCUGCCCAUCCGGAGAGGUUACUGGGGUACCAACCUCGGUGAGCCUCACUCUCUGCCCACCAAGCAGAGCGGAAAGUGUGGUUCCGUCACUGUCAGACUGAUCCCUGCCCCCCGUGGUACUGGUCUCGUUGCCUCUCCCGCUGUCAAGCGUCUCCUUCAGCUCGCCGGUGUCCAGGACGCCUACACUUCCUCUUCCGGUUCGACCAAGACCCUUGAGAACACGCUCAAGGCCACCUUCAUGGCCGUCGGCAACACUUACGGCUUCCUGACCCCCAACUUGUGGAAGGAGACCAAGCUCAACCGGAGCCCGUUGGAGGAGUUUUCUGACGUCCUGCGUGAGGGAAAGAGAUAUUAG
Rasamsonia emersonii CBS 393.64 is the source of this 780-nucleotide messenger RNA. RefSeq names its product Ribosomal protein S5. Gene Ontology annotation, biological process: translation. NCBI's taxonomy places the organism in Eukaryota, Fungi, Ascomycota, Eurotiomycetes, Eurotiales, Trichocomaceae. Gene Ontology annotation, molecular function: structural constituent of ribosome; RNA binding. Gene Ontology annotation, cellular component: cytosolic small ribosomal subunit; ribosome. The record is from RefSeq and is a predicted model, not a curated record. The transcript is spliced from 3 exons. The coding region runs from base 1 to 780 and encodes 259 amino acids.